Bactrocera tryoni is the source of this 3971-nucleotide messenger RNA. RefSeq names its product alpha-1,3-mannosyl-glycoprotein 4-beta-N-acetylglucosaminyltransferase A (gene Mgat4a). The record is from RefSeq and is a predicted model, not a curated record. The transcript has 4 exons. Gene Ontology annotation, biological process: protein N-linked glycosylation. Gene Ontology annotation, cellular component: endoplasmic reticulum; Golgi stack; endoplasmic reticulum-Golgi intermediate compartment. Lineage: Eukaryota; Metazoa; Arthropoda; Insecta; Diptera; Tephritidae. Bases 738 to 2585 code for a protein of 615 amino acids. Gene Ontology annotation, molecular function: acetylglucosaminyltransferase activity.
UUUUUUUUUAAUUUAGUGGAUUCCUGAAACUUCGAUACGAGAACAUUGGCAAUGUUUUUACUGCAACUUGCAAUUUGCAAUAGUAUACGGUCUAUUUGUUGUGAAUGAAGGAUAUUAAAUCCAACUGAUGACCAUUAAACCAACAAGAAGUUCCUAUUUAACUUGUCGCGUUUAAUAAAAUUUUCUGGAACAAUUGGGCUGAAAAUGUAUUGACACGACGAACAUAUGGUACAUUUAUUUUUCCGUCAUACAUAUACAAUGUUUGGACUGCGCAAAUAAAAGAAGUCCAAAUGAAGUAUACCCAUAAAUACAUCUAUACAUCUGCGAUCGAUUGGAUGCGCAAAGCAAGGUGGCUUAUGAGAACAACAACAGCUGUAUCUAACGUUAACUAAAGUGAGGCAAAAAACGACUAGCAUAAAACAAUUUUACUUAAAAUACAUUUAGUAAUGCUAGCAACGAAUUCUGAUUAAAAAUAAGGAAAGGCGGAAAGGAUGCAACAGCGGAUAGUAGAUGUCAUGAGAGUUUUUGUACUCAGCAAAUUGCAAAUUAAACUAUUUUGUAUUUGUAUAUAUUAAAAUAUAAGUUAGCGCUAUGCACUAUUGAAUGGACUAUAUACAUAUACAAUAAACGCACUAUACGAAUUGAUUUAACUCUUCAACCAUACACUAACAAAGUCAACGGCAGUGAAGAAAGUCUGUGAAUUGCAUGUCAAAACGAAUAAAACUUUUUAUUGUGUAAUGAUUAACGGUGACAAACACACAGAUCUUGUUCCACUAGUCCUACCAACGCGCAGCCGUAGAAUCACAACGAAAAUGUUCAAAUUGCGUGAACGAAACUGUAUACUAGCGGUUGCCGUGCUGGUGCUAACUCCCUGUCUUAUCAUCUUAUUUAUCAUGGGUCCAGAACUAUCCACCGAGCAGUCAUUGUCACAACAAUUGGCCGAAUGUCGUUUCCGUCUACAGUACCUAGAAUCGAUGUAUCGAUCGCGGCAGGAAGAUGUGGCUAUACUUUCACAGUAUUUACAUCUUAGUAAUGCUACAAAAAUGACUUUGGCGUCUGUAGCGCCAUUUCCGCCAGUAAAUGAUAUGAACACGAGCACAUCGGCAAUGCCUGCAUCGGGUUUGCCAACUCUACUGAAAUCGUUAAGCCCGGAAGCGAGGCAAUUAAUUAAAAACGCAACACACUCACACACAACGCAGCGCUUCAGUUCAUCUGCUGUAAUACGACUGCCGACGUCCUACAACUUUCUUCCACAUUUACUCGAUGAUGCGGCAUCACUGCGUCCGGCUUAUAUACGUUCGAAGGGUCGAACAGAUGUUAGCAUUGUGUUAGGCAUACCGACGGUAAGACGUGAAAAGCAGUCAUAUUUGGUGAGCACAUUGCAGAACCUCAUUGAAAACAUGAAUGAAGAGGAGCAAAAUGAGACGUUGAUUAUUGUGUUCAUUGGCGAAUCAGAGGAGGAAACUGUACAUGCAAUCGCCAAACAAGUCGAGUUGAACUUCGAGGCGUAUGUUGAUUGUGGCCUCAUUGAUAUUAUAGCACCAUCGCCGUCGUAUUAUCCUAAUUUCGACACGUUGCGUAUAACACUGCAGGACUCUUUGGAGCGUGUGAAAUGGCGUAGUAAGCAAAAUUUGGACUUUGCGUAUUUGAUGUCUUAUGCACAAUCCAAAGGCACAUUUUAUGUCCAAUUGGAAGACGAUAUAUUGGCCAAAUCACAUUUUAUUACCGCUAUGAAGAAGUUUGCUAUAACCAAGAGUGCGCUAACAAAACCCGACCAGCCUUCGUGGUUUUUGCUCGACUUUUGUCAGUUGGGUUUCAUUGGUAAAAUGUUUAAAUCGGCCGAAUUGCCAUAUCUAAUUACAUAUUUCCAAAUGUUCUAUAAUGAUAAACCAGUCGAUUGGUUGCUACACUAUUUUAUCGAGUCGAAAGUAUGUCGCUCUGACAAAGAUCAAAAGCACUGCAAUUCGGAACGAGCCAAAUAUUGGCUGCACUAUCGACCAUCGCUAUUCCAACACAUUGGUACUAGUUCCUCUCUCAAGGGCAAGGUACAAAAACUGAAGGAUAAACAAUUUGGUUCCAAAGUACCAGCAUUCCAUCCUCACAUGCAUAAUCCACCAGCAAGAGUUCGAUCGAAUAUUGUCGCCUACAAGAACUAUUUGCUAAAGCGUGCAUAUCGCGGUGAAACAUACUUUUGGGGCUUACUUCCUCAACCUGGUGAUCUGGUGCGCUUCAUAUUUGAAAAGCCAACACUACUACGACGUUAUCUCUUUCGUAGCGGUAAUAGUGAACAUCCAUCGGAUCGAUUCUACAACACUACCAUUGAAGUGUUACCUGCCAAUACUUUAAGCGAAAAUUCGUCCGUAUGGAGUGCGUACAAUUCUACAACGGAUGAGUUUCUCAUAGUGGGUGCAUUCGAUGCUUUCGGUGUCGCAGAGGGCGCAAUCGAUGUAAGAAUUGGCGCCAUCAAAGAGAUACGUUUGCAUGUACAUGGUGACAGCGAGAAUUGGGCACUUUUGAGUGAAAUCGAUUUGGAAACGAAUAAUGGUGCGCGCAGCGGGUCCGAUAAAUCUUCUACGAACAGCUGAUUGUUACAAUAUCCGAGCUAUACCAUCGCGGGAAACAUAAAAACGAAUCCAAGCUAAAAGGCGACAUUGGAACAUACUUUUCAUAGAUAGGCUUACAUCAACGAACUUCCACCAAGCGAAAUGGUAUGUAGAAGAACUGACUAACGAAAUGAAAUGAAUUAAAAAAUAUAUUGCUUGUUUCACUGAUGGUGGACCCAAACUGAAAUCAGAAGUAGUUUAUGCAAAGCGACAUGCAUAAAUGGGAUAAUGAAAAUAAGGUUUUGACCAAAUAAAAUUGAACAUAAAGUAUGUGCAUUAAUUAAAGCGUAAAAUUAUAAAGCAACUAUUGUAAAACACAUAGUUUAUAUAACUAUGAUAUCCUCUCUUUAAUUGUGCGUAACGUGUGACCUUAAUUUCACUGUUGUUUAUAAUUAAUUUGAUAUUAGUUGAUAAGCCGGAACGAUUUCGUGAUAUUUAUGAACCUUCUACAAAUUAGUUUUUUAAUAUAUUUUAUCUCGAAUAUAUAUAUUUUUUUUAAACUAACCAAAAUGUAUUUAAAAAUUUCCGUUUUAAAUUAACAACCCCUUAAAAUCAAUGGAGUAGUAAUUUUUAAUUAAAUGGAUAUGUACAAUUAUCAUUUUCAUAUACAUAUAUUUGUACAUAUACAUACAUAUGUAUAUAUGGAAAGUUUUCAAAAAGAUUACGUCUCUAUAUGCAUGAGUGCAUGCAUUUUGCCGAUUUUGUAAUCUUAAAGCUUAUAGCCAUAAAAUAAGGAAAAUGUGGAUCUGUGCCUAUGGGGUAGUUCCAAAAAUGCAUCAGGAUACGUUUAUUUGUAUUUAUUUAUUUGAAGGUAUCCUGAAUUUCCAUUACAUUGCAUUUGCAGGAAUCGAAAUCUGUUCAAGACCUAAAUUUCAAUGUUAAGAAGCUUUUUGAUUUCGAAAGUGAUUGUUUCCAUGCUAAAAGUUCUAAAAUUUGUUUUUGUUUUGCUUUCAAACCGGAGUACAGAACAAGUCUGUAGUGGAAAGAAACUUAUUUCUGUAGAAUUAUCGGAAUUCCCUAAGUUUAAUUUAUAAACAUACAUAGGUACAUAUAUGUACAUACGAAAGAUGCGAAAAUAUUUUAGACUCUUAAGAUUUUCAUUUGACGUUAAAAAAGAUGAAAUAACAUAUGUACAUAUGUAAGGCACUAAUACACAAUAAAUAAUAUAUUCGUAUUGUAGAGUAUCAAAUACUUCAAUUCAUGACAGAAUAAAUAUUAGAUGGAAUUAAAGCAAAGAAUUAAAGCUUCGUGGAAAUCAUUAUACAUAAGGGGCCAUAUUUUGCAAGUCCGUGUUUAAAUUCUACCAUAUCUAGCAUGUAGUCUAAAUAGCAUUGCAAAUGUUAAUAAAACAAUGGCGAAUAAGUGUUA